AUGGAAAAGAAGCUACUUCGUUUGGUUUCAUUUGUACGUCAAGACGCAUCUUUUGUCAUGUGUACUACUCGGUGGAGGCACAAAAUACUGACGGAGUUGUCGGUUUGA
Phytophthora nicotianae INRA-310 is the source of this 108-nucleotide messenger RNA. RefSeq lists its product as hypothetical. The record is from RefSeq and is a predicted model, not a curated record. Bases 1 to 108 code for a protein of 35 amino acids. The transcript has a single exon. Lineage: Eukaryota; Oomycota; Peronosporomycetes; Peronosporales; Peronosporaceae.